UAGAGCCCUGGAUGGUCUCGGCUGAUCAGAUUAGAGGUGUCAGGGCUCGUUAAUCUGGGAGGCAGUGACAGUCUGCCACUCACGCCGGUUCUGCUCACCGCUCCCAUUCAGCGGCGGCGCAGGGGCAGAGGAGCGCAUUUGGCGUUGACGCGUCUCGGGGAAUUUCCCCCCUUUUACAAUGGAUACCUGCAGGGUACGAGCCUGGGUGUUUCUGGUCCUCUUAUGGCAGGACGGACCUCUGGCAUCGCAGUUUCCGACACAGCUUAUGAUUAAAGAAUGGGUUGAUCAGAUGCAAAAGGAGCUUGUCACCCUUGCAGACACAGCAACAGCUGGGAAAAGCCUCACUCAGAUUUUUCGGAGAAACCGGCAGUUAUACACUGUGGAACAAAAUGAUGCAGAGGAGUUGGUGGCCAGAGCUGCUCUCAACAUUGAACAGCUGCUGCGGAAGAGGUCUGCUGCCUUGGAGAAACUGGCCACAGCUGCUGAGAACUUCCAGAUGGAGCAUCAGUGGAAAGAUGAGUUUGAGGAUGACGAAAUUGCCUACUACAACGCGAAGGACAAUCUUGAUGCAAAUGAGACAGAGGGAAGAAAAUACAGGAUCCGACCAGACUUUAAAGAGGACCCGUUAUUUAAACGUUUGACUGAUCACAACCACACGGCUGUCCACAUUCCCACUGACAUCUAUGAUGGCUCCACCAUUGUGCUGAACGAGCUCAACUGGACAGAGGCGUUGGAGGAUGUGUUUAAAAAGAACACAGAGGAUGACCCGACCCUUCUCUGGCAGGUGUUUGGUAGUGCUACAGGCCUGGCUCGCUACUACCCAGCCUCUCCAUGGAUGGAUGCUCGCAAGACUCCCAGUAAAAUUGAUCUGUAUGAUGUCCGCAGAAGGCCGUGGUACAUCCAAGGAGCUGCCUCACCCAAAGAUAUGCUAAUCCUCGUAGACGCGAGCGGAAGCGUAUCUGGCCUGACUCUCAAACUGAUCAGGACCUCUGUCAGUGAAAUGCUGGAGACGCUGUCUGACGAUGACUACGUCAAUGUGGUUUAUUUUAACACAAGGGUGAAGAAAACAGCCUGUUUUGACCACCUGGUUCAAGCCAAUGUGAGGAAUAAGAAGCUGCUGAAAGAUGCUGUGCAGAACAUCACAGCAAAGGGAAUAACAAACUACACAAAGGGCUUUGAGUUUGCGUUUGAGCAACUCUCCGCAACCAAUGUGAGCAGAGCAAACUGCAACAAGAUUAUUAUGCUGUUUACGGAUGGAGGAGAGGAACGAGCACAAGCCAUCCUGGAGAAAUAUAAUGCUGACAAAAAGGUGAGGAUCUUCACCUUCUCAGUCGGACAACACAACUAUGACAAAGGACCCAUUCAGUGGAUGGCCUGUUCCAACAAAGGUUACUUUUAUGAGAUUCCUUCCAUCGGAGCCAUCAGAAUAAAUACACAGGAAUACUUAGAUGUCCUGGGAAGACCCAUGGUUCUGGCAGACAAAAAGGCCAAACAAGUCCAGUGGACUAAUGUGUACCUUGAUGCUCUGGAACUGGGUCUGGUCAUCACUGGAACACUUCCUGUCUUUAAUAAAACCAAGACCAAAGAUGACAGAAAUGGAGAGCACCAGAAUCAGUUGAUUCUUGGCGUAAUGGGGAUUGACGUAUCUCUUCAUGACAUCAAGAAGCUCACGCCCCGCUUCACGAUUGGUCCAAAUGGAUAUUAUUUUGCCAUUGAUCCCAAUGGAUAUGUCCUUCUGCACCCCAAUCUCCAGCCAAAGAAAAGGAUCCGUAACAGGAAGCUCAGGAUCAAUAAUAUGUACGCAGUGACUUUUCAUGAGGAACCUGUCACCCUGGACUUUCUGGAUGCUGAGUUGGAGAAUGACAUCAAAGUGGAGAUCAGGAGAAUGAUGAUUGAUGGAGAGACAGGUGAACGUACGAUACAGACUCUGGUGAAAACCCAGGAUGAGAGAUACAUAGAUAGAGGAGUUCGGACAUACACAUUUGCACCAGUUAAUGGAACUGACUACAGCCUGGCCCUCGUGCUGCCCAAAUACAGUGAACAUUUCAUUCAAGCUAAACUUGGGGAUGACAUGAAACAGGCGAUGUCUUCUUCUUGGGGUCAAGAAGCCAUGGAAACCAUACAGCUGGAGAGGUUUGAUGAGUUUGGUUACACCUACAUCGCUCCAAGGGAUUACUGCAAAGAAUUGAAGUUGUCAGACAACAACACCCAGUUUCUCCUCGACUUCAACCAGUACAUUGAUAGGAACACUCCAGAUGCAUGUAAUGUGUCCCUUGUGAGUCGUCUGAUCCUAGACGCUGGUCUAACAGCUGAACUGGUAAAAGUUUGGAGUGAACAGACAGCGGAUGGCGUUGUGGCCAGGUUUGUUGCCACAGAUGGAGGAAUCACAAGAGUCUAUCCAAGAAGUGCUGGGGAAGAGUGGACUGAGAAUCCCGAGACAUAUGAAUCCAGCUUCUACAAGAGGACCCUGGACAAUGAAAUUUAUAUUUUCACUGCUCCAUCUUUCAACUCAGAGAGUAGGGAGCCCAUUACUGAAUCAGGUAUCCUAGUGAGUAAAGCAGUGGAUCUCACUAUUGACGAAGUCACACUUAAACCAGCAGUUGUGGGAGUGAAACUCAAUGUCAGUUUCUGGAUGAACACUUUCAUGAAUGCUACACUAAAACUGAAUUGCAAGGAUGAAAUCUGUGGUUGUCUACGGAAUGAUAAGCAAGUAGACUGUGUGAUCCUGGAUGAUGGAGGGUUUCUUCUCAUGUCGAAUCAAGAUGAAUAUAUUACACUGAUAGGUCAGUUCUUUGGUGAAGUGGAUCCUGUGCUGAUGAUCAACCUGGUCAACACUUCCCUGUACUCCUUCAAUAAGACAUAUGACUACCAGUCUGUCUGUGACCCAGAGAAAGACAGCAAGGCUGCAGCAGGACCACGCUCUGUCUAUGUGCCUACCAUUGCAGACUUGCUGAGCAUUGGCUGGUGGGCCUCCAGCGCAGCCUGGUCAAUACUGCAGCAGCUCCUCUUCAGUCUCACAUUUCCCAACAUUCUAGAAGCAGUGGAGUCAGGAGAUGAAGACAUACCAGAUGCCAUGUUCAAAGAGAGUUGUAUCACAGAGCAGACUCAGUACUUCUUUGACAAUGAUGAAAGAUCCUACUCAGGUGUCCUGGACUGUGGAAACUGUUCCAGGAUGUAUCGAGCUGAGAAGCUGCCAAAUACCAAUCUAGUGUUCCUGAUUACUGAUGCCAAGGCAACAUGCUUGUCAUGUGACCCCAGGCCACUACGACAAGCAGAACAACCCUCUGAAGGUCCAGAUCCAUGUGAGCUGGCGCAGAACCCCAGAUACCGCAAAGGGCCGGACGUGUGUUUUGACAACAAUGAAAAUGAUGAACCCUUGUGUCCAAUCAGCAAAGGUUUUGCAUUAAGCUCACCAUCACUCUUCUUGUUUCUGGUGCUGACUUCAGGGAAGACGAUUCUGAUUGUGGAGGAGGGACUUGCCUAAGCCCACGUCUUUUGCCAAUGCUUGGGCUCCAACUGCUGCUGCUAUGGCUCAUCACAUCUUCACAGCGCUCAUGACCCUUACACAUAUGCGCACACACAAACACACACACAAACAC
Molecule: messenger RNA, 3599 nt
Organism: Sphaeramia orbicularis (orbiculate cardinalfish)
Lineage: Eukaryota; Metazoa; Chordata; Actinopteri; Kurtiformes; Apogonidae
Product: voltage-dependent calcium channel subunit alpha-2/delta-1
Exons: 42
Coding region: 179-3484 (1101 amino acids)
Cellular component (GO): L-type voltage-gated calcium channel complex
Molecular function (GO): voltage-gated calcium channel activity
Source: RefSeq, a predicted model, not a curated record